CCCGCGCGCCCCUGCUCUCCCCGCCUCUCGGCCCCCAGCGCGGCGGAGCUCGGCCGGGGGCGGGGGAGCGUGGCCGGCGGCGCCUGCUGCGUCCCCUCCCACUCGCGCGGCCCCUUCCUCCGCCCUCGCGGCCGCUCGCGCUUCCUGGCGCUCCGGCUCUCCCGGCCGCUCCAAGUUCUUCCCAACUUCUGCCCGCUGGCAACAGCGGCUGCGGGGCCGGUCCAGCUCGCUCCUGGGGGCUCGGCGCCUGGUCUGCAGGGCAGUUCCCCGGGGAGCCACCCGCGCCCAGUGGCCUCGGUGGUUCCUCCCAGCGUCACCCCGCUGCCGAGCGCCCCGGACCCCCAGUCCUCGGUGCGCCCUGAUAGCGGAGGCGCCUCCCCGCGUCCCUCCUCCUCCAGCUCCUGGAAUCCAGCGGCGGGGACCCCGGUUCCCCGAUGGUCAGCGCUCGGGACUCCGGGCGCCUCCGGACUGUGUGAGCAGCCAUCCUGUGGAGGGCCAGGGCAUGGGCACCUUUUCCCGUACGUUCCUGUGACCAUCCCAACACAAAACUACUAAGGCUGUCUCAGGGGCACCCCGUGCCAGGAGAGGAAAGGCGGCAUCGCAGCACCACAGAGCCAUGCCUUUCGGUCUGAAGCUCCGCCGGACGCGGCGCUACAAUGUCUUGAGCAAGAACUGCUUUGUCACCCGGAUCCGCCUGCUGGACAGCAAUGUCAUCGAGUGCACCCUGUCAGUGGAAAGCACAGGGCAGGAGUGCCUGGAGGCUGUGGCCCAGAGGCUGGAGCUGCGGGAGACGCACUACUUUGGCCUUUGGUUUCUCAGCAAGAGCCAGCAAGCAAGGUGGGUGGAGCUGGAGAAACCGCUGAAGAAACAUCUGGACAAAUUUGCUAAUGAGCCUCUACUCUUCUUCGGAGUCAUGUUCUAUGUGCCAAACGUGUCAUGGCUUCAGCAGGAGGCCACAAGGUAUCAGUACUACCUGCAAGUCAAAAAAGAUGUGCUCGAGGGACGGCUACGGUGCACGCUGGAACAAGUGAUCCGGCUGGCUGGCUUGGCAGUGCAAGCUGAUUUUGGAGACUAUAACCAGUUUGAUUCCCAAGAAUUCCUCCGAGAGUACGUGCUAUUUCCUAUGGAUUUGGCCUUGGAGGAGGCUGUUCUGGAGGAGCUGACCCAGAAGGUGGCCCAGGAGCACAAAGCCCACAGUGGGAUCCUGCCAGCAGAGGCUGAGCUGAUGUACAUCAAUGAAGUGGAACGUUUGGAUGGAUUUGGACAGGAAAUCUUCCCCGUGAAGGACAAUCAUGGAAACGGCAUGCACCUUGGUAUUUUCUUUAUGGGGAUUUUUGUGAGAAACAGAAUUGGAAGACAAGCAGUGAUAUACAGGUGGAAUGACGUUGGGAGCAUCACCCACAGCAAGGCGGCCAUCCUGCUGGAGCUGAUUGACAAGGAGGAGACUGCACUCUUCCACACAGAUGAUAUCGAAAACGCCAAGUAUAUUUCUCGGUUAUUUACAACACGGCACAAAUUUUACAAACAAAACCAGAUCUGCACUGAACAGUCAAAUUCUCCACCCCCUAUCAGACGCCAGCCCACCUGGAGCCGGUCCUCACUGCCAAGGCAGCAGCCAUACAUCCUGCCUCCCAUGCAUGUGCAGUGCGGCGAGCACUACUCGGAAACUCACACUUCACAAGACAGCAUCUUCCAUGGGAAUGAAGAAGCCUUGUAUUGCAAUUCUCACAACAGCCUGGACUUAAAUUACUUAAAUGGUACGAUCACCAAUGGCAGCGUGUGCAGCGUUCACAGUGUCAACUCCCUCAGCUGCUCGCAAAGCUUCAUCCAGGCUUCUCCCGUGUCCUCCAACCUCAGCAUCCCCGGGAGCGACAUCAUGCACGCCGACUACAUCCCCAGCCACCGGCACAGUGCCAUCAUCGUGCCAUCCUACAGGCCUACCCCAGAUUACGAGACAGUCAUGCGGCAGAUGAAGAGGGGGCUGAUGCAUGCAGACAGCCACAGCCAGUCUCUGCGCAACCUAAACAUCAUCAAUACCCACGCCUACAACCAGCCGGAGGAGCUGGUGUACAGCCAGCCCGAGAUGCGGGAGCGGCAUCCGUACACUGUCUCGUAUAUGCCCCAGGGGAGCUAUGGUCACAAACUUGUUAGUCCAUCCGACCAGAUGAACCCCAAGAACAACAUGGUGCCCAGCAAGCCGGGGGCCAGUGCCAUCUCACACACAGUGAGCACUCCAGAGCUGGCCAACAUGCAGCUCCAAGGGACUCACAGCUACAGUACAGCGCACAUGCUCAAGAACUAUCUCUUCAGGCCACCGCCACCCUACCCUCGGCCCCGUCCUGCCACCAGCACCCCAGACCUUGCCAGCCACCGCCAUAAGUAUGUCAGCGGCAGCAGCCCUGACCUGGUGACACGGAAGGUCCAGCUGUCUGUGAAGACCUUCCAGGAGGACAGCUCUCCCGUGGUCCAUCAGUCUCUGCAGGAGGUGAGCGAGCCCCUUACGGCCACCACCAAGCACCACGGCACGGUGAACAAGCGCCACAGCCUGGAGGUGAUGAACAGUAUGGUGCGGGGCAUGGAAGCCAUGACUCUGAAGUCACUCAACAUCCCCAUGGCUCGUCGUAACACGCUUCGGGAGCAGGGCCCGCCCGAGGAGGCAGGUGGUCAUGAACUGCACGGACUCCCUCAGUAUCACCACAAGAAGACGUUCUCAGAUGCCACCAUGCUGAUCCACAGCAGCGAGAGCGAGGAGGAGGAGGAGGAGGCCCCCGAGGCCAUGCCCCGCAUCCCUGCGCUGCAGGAGAAGGUGGAGUACAGUGCCCAGCUGCAGGCCGCCCUAGCUAGGAUUCCCAACAGGCCCCCGCCUGAGUACCCUGGGCCAAGGAAGAGUGUCAGCAACGGGGCACUGAGGCAAGACCAGGGGACCCUCCUUCCUGCUGCAGCCAGGGCCAGGGUGCUGAGGCACGGGCCCCCCAAGGCCCUCAGUGUCUCCCGGACUGAGCAGCUGGCCAUCAACGGGGCCUCUCUGGGCCCCUCCAUCUCGGAGCCUGACCUGACCAGCGUGAAGGAGCGGGUCAAGAAAGAACCUGUGAAGGAGAGGCCCGUGUCAGAGAUGUUCUCCCUGGAGGACAGCAUUAUAGAGAGAGAAAUGAUGAUUAGGAAUCUGGAGAAGCAGAAGAUGGCGGGCCUGGAGGCACAGAAGAGGCCGCUGAUGUUGGCAGCGUUGAAUGGGCUCUCGGUGGCCCGGGUCUCGGGGCGGGAAGACAGUCGACAUGAUGCCACCCGAGUUCCCAUAGACGAGAGGCUCAGAACCCUGAAGAAGAAGCUGGAAGACGGAAUGGUGUUCACAGAGUAUGAGCAGGUCCCAAACAAAAAGGCCAAUGGUGUUUUCAACACUGCAGCUUUACCAGAAAACGCUGAGCGCAGCCGCAUCCGGGAAGUCGUCCCUUACGAGGAGAAUCGCGUAGAGCUCAUCCCAACCAAAGAGAACAACACGGGCUACAUCAAUGCUUCCCACAUCAAGGUGGUGGUUAGUGGGGCAGAAUGGCACUACAUUGCAACUCAGGGGCCCCUGCCACACACGUGCCACGACUUCUGGCAGAUGGUGUGGGAGCAGGGAGUGAACGUGAUUGCCAUGGUCACUGCGGAAGAGGAAGGUGGACGGACCAAAAGUCACCGAUAUUGGCCCAAACUGGGGUCCAAGCACAGCUCGGCCACCUAUGGCAAGUUCAAGGUCACGACAAAGUUCCGGACAGACUCUGGUUGCUAUGCAACCACAGGCUUGAAGGUCAAACACCUCUUGUCUGGGCAGGAAAGGACAGUGUGGCAUUUGCAGUACACUGACUGGCCCCAUCAUGGUUGCCCUGAGGAUGUCCAAGGAUUCUUAUCCUACCUGGAGGAGAUCCAGUCAGUCCGUCGCCACACUAACAGCAUGCUGGAAGGCUCCAAGACCAGGCACCCGCCCAUCAUUGUGCACUGCAGCGCAGGCGUGGGAAGGACUGGCGUGGUCAUUCUUUCGGAGCUGAUGAUCUACUGCCUGGAACAUAAUGAAAAGGUGGAAGUGCCCACCAUGCUGCGGUUCCUCAGGGAGCAGAGGAUGUUUAUGAUCCAGACCAUUGCGCAGUACAAGUUCGUCUACCAAGUUCUUAUCCAGUUCCUCCAGAACUCCAGACUGAUUUGAUCUCCCAGAUCCAGCUCCUAGAGGAAGGACCCAGCGCCAUCCCGGGGUGGGGGGGGCGCCACCUCCAGACAACAUCUGCCACCCCAGCUGGCCUGAUGGCUGGCAGCAGGCAGAAGCCAGAGUUACUUACAAACAUCAUGUAUUAUUUUAUAUGAGAUAAUUUAUUUUUUUCCUCUUUGGAAUAACUUUUGUGAGUUAUUAUAAUGCAGUUUUUCACAAUAAUAUAGUGCUUUUCAUUUGAACCUUAUGAUGACUGAUCUGCACUGUAAGCCAUGAGAGGAAGGUGGACUCAGGGGCGUUGUGGGCACGGAGGGGCAAGGGAACACAUCUCUAGUGAAAUUGCAGUCAGAUUUGUAAUGUUCCUGAACUCCAGCUCAGAUUUCUCUCUAAUCAAAAAUGAUAAGAAAGAAUUCAUCCUGAAAUAAAGAAAAAGAGACAAGAUCCUUUCCCAUAGGAAGAAACUUCGUUCUCUUACACUGUGGCUCCAUUCGCCUUGCUGGACAGUUUCUCCGCUCCCUAGCUCUGUCGGCACCCUCAAUAAGCCCUCUCCCUAAGCCUGGGGCAGGGAACAUGCUCUCUUUGAAGGACAGUAAUGCCGUCUUAGUCUACUUUGCUUGUUUCUUAUUCUGGGUCUGGAAGUCAGUGUGGUGCUGGGACUGUACACUGUGUAUCUGUUGUUUUCUCCCUGUGUGCUUCCAAUAUCCAGACUGGUGGCCUUGGACCAGGUCAUCUGCACAGCUCGGCCUGAUUGAGGUAGAAUAAUGGACCAGGACUAGAGGUGGGUGGGGCCUUGGUGUGAAUUCUUGACUGAGUAUGUUGAAUGUGGUGGGGACUUACAGGUCAAGGUUUGGGGUGUAUUCUGUUUUUGUCAAUCACUGAAUUGUUAAAAGGUUCACAAGAGACACACUGAGUUAACUGCUGUCUGAGAGCUGUGUGGCACGUAGGUAGAAGGGCCCUGGCCAGGAGUCAUACCCUGUGUCGGCCCCACUUUGUUAGCUGUUCCAUGCUUUGGCUGACAAGAUGUCAUUAUUUUGUUUUAUGUUGUUUUGAGGCAGGGUCUCACAUAGCCCAAGCUGACCUUGAACUACUGUGUAGCUGCCUCUACCUCCUAAGUGCUGGGAUUAUGCACCGCCACACUCGGCCUUGCUUGGCCCGCAUGCUGGAUGCUUGUAGAUUAUGUCUUGCGAAGUCCUCCACUACCUUCUUUUUCUCUGUGCAACCCCCCCUCUGGUCAUGGUGUCAACUACCCUCAAGUUGAAGCCCAAUUUACUUUCUAUGUCUACUUUUUCCUGAAUAUAACUUUUUAAUUGUGGUUUUGUGAAACUGUUGGGUCUUCCAUGUGUCUUCUUCCCCUGAGUGGAAAAGAUGAACCAGAAAGAGCAUGCUAUUGUACCUCCCCAUCCCCAUAUAAGGAUAGAUGCUUAUGACAGCAGAUUCCCACCUCUGGAAGAUGAGCCAGCCCGUCUUCCCCCUGGGCCAGGAUGGUGCCGGUGCUGAUGUUGAUCUGUGGACUCAGAAUCUGGAGAUGGGAGCUUUCACCUCCUUCCUCCUCUAGGCUGAGGAGUGAGUCAAGGAAGGGUAGCUGGGAAUGAGCUUUGUGGAUCUGGAACCCUGGCAUGGAUUCUGACAUAGGUAUUUUCAAUGAUACGGAAAAGCUCGUUGAGAAGGAAAAAAAGUAUCGUUUAAUUUUCUUGGAGAUUUUUCCUGUUUUCCUGUUUGGGAUUUCCUAGCAGCUGGUGGCACUUACUGGUUUAUUGUGUCAUGAAGAAUGUCAACAUUUGCCUUUUAUCUCUAAGCCUCAGUGUGUUUGUAUGUCUCACAUGGGCAGCGAGGAGAUCUGAUGCCUUUUUGAGCUCAUCACUCACAGGCUGUUGCUAGCAGAAUAUUCAUAAACGCACAAGGUACAGGGAAGAAGUAGUUUGAAUAUCCAGCUUCCGAGCCAACACAUAUUGAACCCAAAGGAAACAUUUAAGGAGAACAUUUAAAAGUUCUCCCACAUAUUUCAUUUUUUAAAACCGCCGCUUCUGGCUCUUCCGCACGUUUUCUGUUCCUAUCUCCAAGUGCUGUGCAUCUCCUGUUAAAUUAUCAGCUGCCAUUUAAAGUCCUUUCAGUGGCAUCUGCACAAUAAUUGCCCAGAGAUGCUUUGUAUCUGGGAAGCAAGCCAAGGAAUAAACCUUGAAGCAAAGUAUAUUAAAUUAGUUAUCUAGUUAGAGCUUUUGGAAUGAGUUCCUGACAAUGUAUCAAGUCUGAAGCUGGAGCUGUCAGGGCCGAUUGCUGCUGUUUGGAUUUGAAGGGGUAGAAAAUUAAAACAGGGGCAAAUAAAAGAUGCUAUCUCACAGAAAGCGGUCAUCUGUUCACUAGCCCCUGAUUUUGAGGUUUUCCAAUUGUGUGUUGUGUCUUUCCCUCACACAUUUGUUGGUCCAGUGUUUGCCCUUGUUCGUGGGUCUCUGCAUCCUGGCUGUUACAUUCCGUGUCUUCAUCCUUAAGAUGGUGAGGUGAACCAUAACAAAGCCAGGGAGCGGCCUGCGGAGCUACAUCUGGUCUUGCAGGGCUCCAGGGCAAUACCACCUUGAGUAGGAAUUCCAGGGAGCUUGCCCGGGUUGCCUACACAUCUGUACACAGCUGCUUCCCUGUAGGAAGUAGAGGGGGCAAGAACAGCGUUAGACAGGGAUGUCAGGCGUCAAUGGAUUUUUAUGUGUGAAGACAAAUGAACUGAUCAUUUGGAGCUGAGCCACAAAAUAUCAGGGAAGGUGAAGCCAUCUCCAUGUGGCAUAUAUUGAGUUUGGAUUUCAGGUGUCUAUUUUGGGAGACUUUACUGUUACAACCUUUGAUUAUAAUUGAGCCCCCCCCACUGCCCCCAAGUCUUGGGCUUACUCUGGCAAACCCCAUUGGUCUGGAUGGAGGGUCUUUGUACAUCCUGGAGUCAGCCCUGGGGAACACAACCACCUGCUUCUAAGCUCUACUUUGGCUCUCCAUUUCAAUCUCCAGUGGAUAGGGGAGGUUAGCAUUUUUUAUUCUGCCAAUUACUUUUCUAUAUUUUUCAGUUUAAUAUCGCUUGACUCAUGUUGAAUUUCCAGCAAUGGAGGAUAUUUUCUGUGACUAGAGAAACUUCAUACAAAUUGACCUAAUAUCUAGUUUGUUUCUUCUUUGAUGCAGUACGGAUCUCAACACUGUGUGUCUUUUCUCCAACUAAGGACUCACGGACACAGAAGGGUCUAACUGUGGCGACCUUGCUCUGCUCUGUGAUGAACCGUCUAGGGCUUGGAGGUUGUCCUCUGCAGAGGUCACAGUGCACCCUUCAUGCUGACAGGUUGCACUGACAGACGUGCUGCUACGGGCUCUUCAGUUACCCUCUUCCAAGGCACUAGUUUAUUGGUCUGUAUCAGCUGACCUCAGUCCAGCCAUUAUUCAUGGGUCCCAAAGGUGUCCUCAGGCAACAAGCAGACCACGCCUUCUAAUCCCUCUCCCACUUAUAGACGCAUGACUGAUGGGAACAGCACAUUUAGUGACUGAUUUCCAUUUGGGGAAAAUGUGUCUAUUGCUUGAGGUGGAAUAGACGAGACUACCAGGGCAUUCUAGAAUAAACUCAAGGAAUACGAUUGGCUCUGACCCACGCUAGUACUAACUCUGUGGGGCUUCUUAGAGUAAGAAAUUCCCUGAAGAGCCAAGUCAUUACUGUUGGACUCCUGAGGCAGCCCUUUGUGGAACCGUUUCCCCAUUUUACCAAAGAUUUUGCUACUGUUUUCAUGACCCAUUCAGCGUUCCCUUCUGUGAACAGUACCGGCUCCCUUAGCUUCCAGACGGGAGACUUGGGUCCGCUGUGGAAACUGAGUGUUCUCCAGUGACCUACAAUUUGAUGAGUGACAGACUAGUUGGCUCUAUAAGGUGGACUGAGUUCUCGUUAGCCCUUUGGGGGAGAUGUCUAAGUGAGGAGGGACACAGAAUGGAGCUUUUCUCUUGACCUCUGGAGUACUUUGGGGUAGAAGACCCUUACAGGUUCAUCUGUUGGAGGUAGUAUCUGCAUGUCUGGGGGAGGGGAAGGGUAUACUCAGUCACAUGCUGCCAACCCCAGUGGGUUGUCCAAACAUCAGUUAUUGUGGGGGAGCUGUGACGCUGCACCACUGGCUCACCCUUUCUCUCCCACUCUUGGCUUCUAUGUUUCCAUUUUAAACUCAGGCGAUGUGUGUUUUUAUCCAGUGGCCUGCCCUCCUUAGCCUCUUUAGCUUAAUAUAGUGCGUCCUCUUUCUCAAAUUCACGCUAAGACAUUCAUGCUUAACCUGUCGUGAGCUGGGUUCUGGGGAUCUGGCAUCCUUCAGUCUCAUAGACCGGAUAAUGCAUCCUGUUUGGUGUCGUAGAAGGCAGUCAGCCUUCCUGCUGUUCAGAGUUUGUUCAGCCUCCCCGUUUUAGAGGUCAAGUGAAGGACAUUUAGUUGCCAGGCAGAAGGGCUGGAGUUCAUGGCAGCCUCAAUGUGACAGGUCACUGUGUAGAGAGUGAAUCUUCUGCUGUAUUCUGGCAGCGGGAUCAGCCUUUCUAAAAGGUGCCAAAGCUUGUCCACAGAUAUGCUGUACAUGGAUAGGAGGGGCUAGGUCAGCCCUGAAGUUCCUACCAAAAUAGUCAUUGGAUACACACUUUUUUGAACCCUGCAGUGAUGUUAGAAUUGGAAACAUGGUGCUACAGUGCUGGGACCCAUGUCAGCACCUAGCUCUCUGGCCUGCCGUGGACUCUAAGGUGUGGUCCUUGUGUGCUCUAGAGUCUUCUUGCCCUGCCAUCGGCAGCCUGCAUUGCCUUGUAGCUUGUGAGGAGAGGGUUUGGCCCAUGCACAGGCCUUCCACAGUUAGUCAUCAUGAACCCUGGUACAAGUCAUGACCAUUCAAAGCACAAAGCCCCGAAGUGUUGUGCCCGCUGGUGUUGCGUCGGGGAUGCUAAUGGCAUCGUUUGAGAUGUUACCGCCUUCGUUCCAGGGCACUUUGUUUGCUCAGGACUCUGCUGACCUUCCAGGCUUGCUCACUAGCUUCGUGGAUCAGCCCUCUGCAGCUUACUUUUCCUUUUCUUUACCUACCUGUUCACAAAACCCUUACAAGAGUUAAAUCUGCCUGAGAAGUCUUAAACCUCUCUAAAAUACCCGCCUAGGAAGCCUUAAUUUUAAUUUAACAAAGACAGAGGUUCUUAGUUAGCUUUCUGUUGCUGUGACACCAUGACCAAAAGCACUUGGGGAGGAAAGGGUUUAUUUCAUCUUACCCUUCCAAAG
Messenger RNA from Nannospalax galili (Upper Galilee mountains blind mole rat), 9428 nucleotides. RefSeq names its product protein tyrosine phosphatase non-receptor type 14 (gene Ptpn14). The transcript has 19 exons. The record is from RefSeq and is a predicted model, not a curated record. Gene Ontology annotation, molecular function: protein tyrosine phosphatase activity. Bases 617 to 4180 code for a protein of 1187 amino acids. Gene Ontology annotation, cellular component: cytoskeleton. Lineage: Eukaryota; Metazoa; Chordata; Mammalia; Rodentia; Spalacidae. Gene Ontology annotation, biological process: lymphangiogenesis; protein dephosphorylation.